CCGCCGCGCGCAGCGGUGCUGUGACGUCAUCGGACGGCGCGGUGACGUCAUCGGACGGCGCCCUCGUUGCUCCGGAGGCGAUGGCGGUGGCUCCGGGUCCCCGGGAGGAGAGCGCGGAGAGGCGGCGACUGCUGCGCGCGGUGACCCGGCUGCAGGCUGGGGUCCGGGGCUUCCUGCUGCGGCGGCGGCUGCGGGGCGUGCGGGCGGAGUACGAGGAGGUGGUGAGGGAGAUCGAGGGGGAGCUGAGCGAGCUGCGCUGGACGGGCCUCUGUCUGCCCAGACCCGUCUUCGUCUCCGAGCUCAGCUCCGCUCGGAGCUCCAACUGCACGAGAAACUGCGCGCUUCGUGUGCCGAGCUCCCGUCGGUCUGCCCCCCUCCCGCGGUGGCUGAGCGCUGCUCGUAGCGCGGCUUCCCGUCCUGAGAGAAAGGCCUGGGGCAAAGUUUGCGGUGGUUCAAAUCGCAGCGUCAGGUGUUGUGACAGAGCUGCUGGUAAUGCAGAUCUCUGGAAGCCAGUGAAAGAGAAGCGCUCACCUCUGCGAGAAGCUGUAUUGAGUGACAAGGACAGCACAGAGAAAACACAGCAGGACCUGGAUGUUCCCAAACCAGAAUGGGAUUGGGGCUCCAGCAAUAGCGUGAAACCUACAGCCCAGCUGCAAAGUGAGAAAGAACUGAGUUCUGUGGGUGAAUGCAGGGUAGCAAGCCCUGCAAAUCUAGGGGCAGUCACAGGUAAAAGCACUGAAAAAAGGUGCAGUGCCCCAUCGGAGAGCAAGGAGUGGCAGAACAGCAGCAGCAUUUCAUCUGUAUGGGACAGCACUGACCUGGAACCAGGCUCCCUCAAAGCCUGCCUGGAAAUUCCACUUGUGGAUGUAAAGGAGCUUCCCCGAACUCGGCCUGGCCUCCAGUCCUUCAGGAAUCACUUGAUCAUGGAGCUGCUGUGGUUGCAGCAAGCUAUUGACAGCCGUAAAAAUUACCUGAAGCUGAAACAGAGGCUGGAGUCUCCUGACAGCUAGGAAGGCAUUCCUGAGCACGUGGGAUGUUUUGUACUGCUGUGGGGGAGCAGAGGAGCUGCAGCACCAAAGUCACAACAUGAUUUCACAGCAGCACUCCAACUCUGUGAGCUGAUGUUCUCCUAACCAGAUUCAUGUGGCAAAAGACUUUUGUUUCUUUUAAAUGUGAAUAUUUGGUCAAAGCAGGAAUGCAGUGACACUAAGGAGGUUCUGUGUCUUGGAGGAAGUCCUCCCUCCCUGAGAACCUGUCCUAAGGGUAAAUUGAGGCUGGGAAAGUUGUCACAGAAGUUCCACUUUGACCAGCUCCUUGCUUCUGGUGGAAUUAAAAUGCCUGAAGGCCA
Messenger RNA from Lagopus muta (rock ptarmigan), 1348 nucleotides. RefSeq names its product IQ motif containing C (gene IQCC). The transcript is spliced from 6 exons. Gene Ontology annotation, molecular function: protein binding. The coding region runs from base 81 to 1010 and encodes 309 amino acids. The record is from RefSeq and is a predicted model, not a curated record. Lineage: Eukaryota; Metazoa; Chordata; Aves; Galliformes; Phasianidae.